Lingula anatina is the source of this 2454-nucleotide messenger RNA. RefSeq lists its product as uncharacterized. The record is from RefSeq and is a predicted model, not a curated record. Lineage: Eukaryota; Metazoa; Brachiopoda; Lingulata; Lingulida; Lingulidae.
UGACGUCACAACUGAGGGGAUUCUUAACCCAAAUGUAAACAAUGCACACGUGGAGAAUUCUCACGGUACAGAAUCAACAGAUGAUAAACCGGCAUGUAUCACCAAAUUGAAGAUGUUGAAUAUGGGGACACGUGCUAAGAUAUACGUGGCACUUGUUUUCUUUCGUUUCAGUUUUUGCUUUUGGGGUGUCAGUUGCGAAAUAAGUGACAAUAACUACAACGAACCAAUAACCAAAGAAGUAAAUGGCAUCAAAAGCGAAGUACACGGAAAAGAAGCGCAAAAGUACUGUAAAACCAUUCGGAUCAGGUAAAAGGCAACGAGAGAUUGAAACUCUAAAGGGGUUUCCAAAACCCUCUGAAUUUAUCAACGAAUUUGUUACACCAAGUUCUCCUGCCGUUUUCAAAGAAGCUGCCAAAAAAUUUCCAGCUCAUAAAAGAUGGCAACGCGAUAGCUAUUUUCUUCAAAAGCCACAGUCUGCCACAUUUUGGCUCGAGAUGGACAUGGAAUCAGGUCUGAAAGAUUUGACUACCUUUAAGAAGUUCCUGCAAACUUACCGGCAAAAUGAGUUGAAAUUAAUUGAUGUCCUCCCUUCAUAUCUCCAUAAAGAUGUCCUCCUUCCUUCCUGUCUUCUUUGUGGGCCAAUUUUAAAGCAGUUAUCUCAGCAUGCUUUUAUAAUGACAAAUGAUGAGGAUAGAAGUCCAGUAUUGUUGAGACAAGAGGAAGACACCAUUACCUGCCUCAUCUCUGGGGACAGAAGUGAGUUCACACUGGUUAGUUCACCCAGGUUCAAAGAUAAGUUUCCUGCAGACUUGAGGAAGUUGGAUGUUGAACAAGUCGAUCUGACCCAGUACCCAGGUUUAGCUGAUGUUGAAUAUCAUAAGGCAAAUCUGACCACAGGGGACUGUGUUUAUAUACCAGCUAAAUGGUACUACCAAGUGAACAGUUUCAGCAGAACAACUGAGGUAGAGGUAACUUGGAGACGUCAGCAAAAGUCCACUCUGAUGACAGAGAAGUCAUGCAAAUCCACCAUUUCUGGUCCGCCCACACUGGACAAGUUCCAUUUUAAUAAUCUCUCUAGGCAUGAGAACCACAUGGAGCACAGAAUUUUGCACAAUUUCAUUGGUUUCCUGAGACAUGAUGUAAGACUGACACUGAAAGAAUUCAUUGAAAAGAUGAAGAAAGACAAAAUGCUAAAAAAUAUGACAGAGUGGAAUGAUGAAUAUGAAGAUAUAGCUAAUGAGGUUUUUGAUGUAUUGAACUUGAAUACAGAUGAAGUAUUUUCUUUAGCAGACAUAGAUGCACUCACACCUUUGAGUCUUGAGCAAAUGACAGGACUUCUUGAAGAUCGAAUGGCAGACUUUGAGGAGAUAAUGCAAGACCAAAAUGUAGCCAGCUCAGCCAAAUCAAUUGGGGGUAAGUUAUUUGACCAAGGAGCUUUGGCUAAACAAGAAGCACUUUUGAAGAAAAUGAUAAGAGAAGCAACAUCCAAGAUACAAGAAUUCAAGAAGACAGCUCAAGCUAUAGAAAAAUCUAUACAUCAGUCAGAAGAAGAGAUUAGACAAAAGGAAAAAGAGGCAUAUGCAGCAGAACAUAAAGAUAGAAGUACUAACAAAUCCAACAAAUUUGGGGAAAAGGCAACAAAACCAGAUCAUAAGAAGAAAGAUCAUGAAGUUGCAUAUCAAACAAUGGAUGACAGUAUUAAAGAAGCCAUUGAAGAUGAAGAAGAAAUUAUUGCUGAACCUGACACAAUAGAACCCACCACUAAAGCAGCCGAGACACCUGCAGAGAGUGGAUCUUUAAACCAAAACCAGUCCAGUAUGAUCUCAGAGCAGAAAAAUGUAAAAAAGAAGGACAUUCAUUCUGGUUCAGACAGGAAUGUAAAAGAUGAACUGUAGCCAUUUUGCAUCCAGUAACAAGUACAUCUUGAUGCUAGAUUACAAUUUACUUCAUUUUGUGGUAUUAUUUAGAAAAACUAAAUUUAUGAUACUACAUCUGAUUUGUGGCAAUUUUUAAUGGAUUUUAAAAUAUUUAUUCUUUAGGUUAUUCCCUGAUACCAUGUUUGACUAUGAAUUUCUGUUUGUAGUUAUAUUUAAAAACAUAAAGCAAAUAUAACAAGACAAGUAUUAACUUACAGUUUUACAGUUUUAAUGAUUUUUAAAACCACUUAAGUUGCAUAGAGAAUUUUAAUAAAAAUAAUGAAAACAACAACCUUAAAAUAUCACUUACUUAAAAACCAUAAGCCAUAUUGGGCAUUAUAAAUGAAAAUUGGUGUUUGUUACUUGAAGACAUGAAAUGAUGACUUAGGGAGUGUUCCCAUAAACCCAUUGUACUAGCUGGAUCGAUCUAACUCUGCAGGGAUUCUUGCUAAACUGCAUUUAAGGGUAAGUGACUUAAAUGCCUAUCAUGCCUACUCCAGCUGCUUUAAGUUAGUCAAUUAUCCCUAGUUAGGGGGGG